UGGAUGACAAGCAAAAGCUCAGGAAAACCUGGGACGUGUGUAGAGAGGUCCCUGUCAUCCAGGAUGAACAGACAUCUCAAAGGCUAGAGAAACUUCUGCAAUGGUUGUCCUUCUUCAUUGUUGCUGUUUUUGCAUUUUCUUUUGCCAUAUUUAGUAAGGGAUCCUUUCUGCUCCUGAUAACACUGUCAAGUAACGCCACCUACACAGUCCCAGCUGACCAAAAGCCAUGCGCUCUCCUCAGUAUCAGUGUUGCAGUGAUUGGUCCAAGUGUUCUGCUCCUCAUCAAAAGCAUGUGGAAGAUAAUAUUCAAAGAUUCCCAGAAACCAUCAAAGAAGACAAUGGCAUGGGUUCUGAGUGUUGACUUCCUGGUGUCACUGGGGACAGCCAUUCUCACCAUUGUCUCCAUGCCAUUCUUUGGAAUUUUGAUCAACUCUAUGAUGCUGAACAGCAUUAGCCUUCUGUCCUCUAUCUUCCAGGUGGUUGCUCAUUGCGUUGCGAGGAAGAGUAGCCGAUUUAUUGUGCCUCCAAUCAUCUCAAUAGUCCUCAUACUGGCAGGCUAUGUGCUCUACAUCUUCAGUCACCUGCUUGUGAUAGAAGAUAGGGAUAUAAACAUCAGGAUAGGACUUGCUAUAGUGGGAACCAUCUUUGUCUCACUGAACUGGUGGGAGAACUACAGCACCCUCUUUAGGAGCCCAUUUCUAAACAGUAUAUCUGAAGACAUAGCAAGAUCAAGAAAUGUGAUGAGCAUUCUUUCCAGCGUGGUUCGGAUCCUGGUUACUGCAGCCGUGGUGGGGGCGUAUGUCCCUCUGUCUGGUAGAGAUUGGUCAUCGGUGACAUCAGUUCCAGACAACGUAAGGAGGGUGAUCUGGAUCUUGGUGGGAAUCCAGAUAGUGUCCUCUGCUCUGUGCCACUGGUUUGUUGUGGUGGCCUGUAAAAUGCACGCCAUGCGGUGGAGCUUCCUUCUACCUAUUUACCUGGCCACCUUAGGGGUUGUGGCAGCUUUCAUAUCGCCUGUCAUUAUCUUCUACCAGAAUUUGAGUAAAACCAGAGGAGCAAACUACACAAUGACAGAGUACUGCAACGACAUCACAUGUGACAGCAUCCUAAUUCAAGACAAUGUCUGGUAUGAAAAGCUUGUCAUGGAUAUCACCUAUACCCUCUGCCAGAACAACAUGACCAACAUUACAGCAAUAGGGUUUUCAGUUGGAUGCACGCUCUGCUGGUGGUUGGGUUGGAUGCUCUGCACAAUGUACAUUUGGUUCCUCAAGCUUCAGCGAAUCGAGAGGACCCAAGACCUGUUUGUGCGCAGGAUGUAUGAGGGGGCCUUUCUGGAACAAUCACUUCUGCUCAACACACGUUUUGUGAUUCAAAAGAACAAACGCCACAUACAAGCUGACCCAGUCACAGUGUACCUGUGUGCAACAAUGUGGCAUGAGAAUUAUGAUGAAAUGAUGAAAAUUAUCAUCUCAAUGUUCAGGCUGGACAAAUACAGGCCGAAGAAUGACACCACUGAUGAUGUAAAAUUUGAGUCUCACAUUUACUUUGACGACGCCUUUAAAGACGUGGAAGGUAGUAAAGAACGACAUGUUAACGAAUAUGCAGAGGACCUGGUAGAAGUUAUCCGAGAGGUUUACAGAAUUUUCAAUGAGGUGGAAUCAGGCAUAUUUAGGGAGAACCAAAUCCUCCCAAGGCAGAAGAUCCUGCGUACCCCUUAUGGAGGUCGAUUGGAGUUCACACUCCCUAAUGGCAACCUGAUGAUGGUGCACUUUAAGGACAAAAAACUGAUCCGCCACAAGAAGAGAUGGUCUCAGAUUAUGUACUUGUACUACAUUCUUGGAUGGCGACUCACCAGGAAGUACUUCAAGAAAUAUGUAGAUGGUGAAGAUGAAUGGGAAUUGAAUCAAAAGAUGCAGAAAGAGAAGGCCAACACCUACCUCCUGGCUCUGGAUGGGGACACAGACUUCCAGCCUUCUGCGGUAAUGCUCCUGAUAGACCGACUGAAACUCUACCCACAUGUAGGUGCGGCAUGUGGAAGGAUCCAUCCAACUGGUACAGGUCCUAUGGUUUGGUACCAGAAGUUUGAGUAUGCUGUGGGCCACUGGCUUCAGAAGACAGCAGAGCAUGUGUUUGGUUGUGUGCUCUGCAGCCCCGGAUGCUUCAGUCUGUUCAGAGGUGCAGCCCUCAUGGAUGACAACGUGAUGAAGAGAUACACUACUAAAGCCACAGAGGCCGGCCACCACGUACAGUACGAUCAAGGUGAAGACCGCUGGCUCUGUACUCUCCUUCUGCAGCAGGGCUGGAGGGUGGAGUACAACGCUGCAUCAGAUGCCUACACCAAUGCCCCUCAGGACUUCAAGGAGUUCUACAACCAGAGACGGCGCUGGGGUCCCUCCACCAUGGCCAACACCCUUGACUUGUUGGGAUCAGGGUCUCUAACCUCGCAGAGAAACAGCUCAAUCUCCAAACCCUUUAUCCUCUAUCAAAUUAUCAGCAUGGCCGCCUCAGUCCUAGGUCCCGCCACCAUCUGCCUAAUGAUCUCAGGAUGCUUGACGUUAAUCCUAAACAUAGAUGCCAACUUAGCUUUGUUCCUUGCAGUGGUUCCUCCUGUCAUAUAUCUGAUUCUGUGCUUCAAGCUGAAGUCAGACACACAGAUCACCAUAGCAGCCGUCUUGAGUGUCUUCUACGCUUUCCUCAUGAUAGCAACUGCCCUUUCCAUCGUAGGAACUAUGGUUGAAGAGCAGACCAUUUGGACCCCCAGCGGGCUGUUUAUCAUCGCUAUGAUUCUGAUGAACAUCAUCACAGCAGGACUCCACCCUAAAGAGUUCCAUCUGGUCAUCUACGGCCUCCUCUACUUCGUCUGUAUCCCCAGUGGCUACCUCCUGCUGACCAUCUACUCCAUGGUCAACUUGAACAAUGUGUCCUGGGGCACCAGGGAGACAGGUGGCCCAGCUGCUGCUAAACCACCAACCCAGACCAUCACACAGCGCAUCCUACAGGCCAAGUGCUGCAAAUGUCCCUGCUGGAACAAUGGUAAAGCAGUGGAACAGAAUGACCAGGUGACUCAAAUGGUGGUGAUGGAUGAUAAGGCGAAGAUGACACCUGACCUGACCACUCAGGACAACAACUGGAAAGCGGGAUGCUAUUCUCAUCAAUAUAUUGAACAAAACUGGGUAAAACAGCUACAGAAUAAGUCCCGUGACUUUCCUCUUAAUGAGGAAUAUCUUGUGAAGGAAGAGGAGGACUUUUGGAGAGAGCUACAGAAGCUUUAUUUGGACCCUCUGGCGGAGGAUAAAGAAAAACAGAACAAAAUCGCAAAGGACCUAAUGGAACUUAGAAACAAGGUGACUUUUGUGUAUUUCAUCUGCAAUGCCAUGUGGCUGGUGGCGACGUUCACUCUUCAACUUAUUGGAACCUCAGUCACUAUCAAAAUGCCAAAGUACAAUAUCAACCUGACUCAGACUAGCGAGUAUAUAUUCAUCGAUCCAAUAGGACUGAUGUUCCUUUUAGGAUUCACAACAUUACUGGUGAUUCAGUUUAUUGGCAUGUUCUACCACAGAAUUUACACAUUGAUCCAUUUUGUGGCAUUUGUGAGUAUGGAAUCCUCUCAAAAAAAGACUGGGGGAAGACCAUCAUACGAGAUAAUGCCGGUUCCUGAGCUUCUGGAGACUGAGCUGAAAGACACCAAACAUUUUGGUGAAUUUCGGACUAUAGAGAAUCCAACAAUCCAGAAAUAUAGAAGAGAAACGCUACUGUGAGAACCAAUUACUGGUUCUCACAGUGGCUCCUAAGAAUGGAUUUUAGAUUUUCUGUCCAUCUCAGAUCUUUUCUUCUCCAUAUUAAAUAUUUUGACGGUUUUGCACGUGUGCCUCUCUAUGUAGAUGAGGCUAUUUUGCGUUGCUGCUUCUCGGAUGCCACUUUUCCUUCCUGCCCAGACCAGGUACAGAUGAUUGUCUGUUGUAAUCUUAACACUUUGACACAAGCAUGAUACAGAAAUAGCAAUGCAAUUUAUCCUUUCACGGCAAACACGCAAAGGCAGACUGACCAAGUCACGCAAACCAACUCACCCACUCUGUCAAACUCUGUUGACCGGCUAUGAAGUGGCUGGGGGCAGAAAAGCAAUCAAAGUUGUUCUUUUCCAAGAAAUUAGACAAACAUGGCAGUAUCACUGCUCUAAUCCUUAAUGUACUUAAUCCCAAAUAUGGUUCCUGUCUAUAACAGAAAAGGUUUUCCCCAGUGCGUAUAUUGUGCCUUCCUCUGUUAAUGCAAUAUCCUCUGUUUCAAAAGACAGAAAAUUGUGGCCUAUAUCCAAAAUUAGCUGAUUAUAGUCGCAGGAUUUUUCUAAUUCCUGGACAGGUUUUCAUUCAUUUGUUGGGUUUGCUGUAAUAUACAUAUGCCCACUUAGAUUAUUAAUUCACUGGUGCUGAAAGUUCUGAAAUGUCCUUUAAUUUGCCAAGCCUCUUAACUUCCUGUUAGUGAUCAUGAUUGACUACAGCUGGUAGCUUCUCUGUGCCAACAUAAAAGUUUGACAGCACUCAAUGGAUUGACCAACACAGUAAAAUGGGAAACUUCAAGAAGCUCAGUGCAGAUCUGAAAAAGAGGAUGGUAGAUUUAUAGGAAUGUCUCUUUGAGGCAUUUCUAAAUAACUGCAGAUUCAAUGAUCAUUGGUUCCAACAAUUCUAAGUUAUUGAGGGGUGUAGCCAUUUUGCCAAGGUCUGGAAGAAGACCCAAGGCAUUCGACUGUGUCUCUCGCGGCAUCCUGUGGAGGGUGCUUGGGGAGUAUGGGGUCCUGGGUCC
This is a messenger RNA of Esox lucius (northern pike), 4794 nucleotides long. RefSeq names its product chitin synthase chs-2-like. The record is from RefSeq and is a predicted model, not a curated record. The transcript is spliced from 19 exons. Gene Ontology annotation, molecular function: chitin synthase activity. Bases 291 to 3755 code for a protein of 1154 amino acids. Gene Ontology annotation, cellular component: cell septum; cell periphery. Lineage: Eukaryota; Metazoa; Chordata; Actinopteri; Esociformes; Esocidae.